AUGUAAAAAAAUUACUUUUAUCAAUUUUAAUUUUUUAUUUGGUGACAAUUAAUAUUGGGGUAGAGUCAUUAAAAUGUGGAAAAGGGGCACAGAAUCCAAACGGGCAACAAAACAAUUUGGAGUUUUAUGUAAAUGGUAUUAGAAAAGCACAAUACAAAGGACUUGCUUGUAGAUUUAUGAAUAAUGGUGUAUUACAAAUUACCGCUGGAUCAACAUUUAAUGUAAAUGACAAUUCAAUGCUUGGAAAGUGGGUAGAUGGAGAAGUUAGAUAUUUAAAUACUAAUAAGAAAGACCCUAAAGCUCGUUUCUUUUUUACAAAGAAUAAGAAAACAGUAUGGAUCAAAGAACGUGAAGAUAAACCAACACCAAAACCAGCAACCAAGUUUGAAUGCCCUCCAGAAUCCAAAGGUAAAAAACCACAAGAAGUUGAUAUUCUAGUAUUAUCAUAUGGCUAUGGUGGUGCUGUAGCAGAAUAUCAGGGAUUGGCAUGUUUGGCUAAUGAUCAAACUACCGGUGAUGAAUAUUGGGUAUUCAAAGAUACAAUGACAGUCUAUGGCCCUGAUUAUAAAGAUCGUUGGUUCAAUGGAGAUGUCUGGUAUAAUCAUAUAAAGCCAACCAAAAAAAUUGAAGGUAUUCAGCUUUUUGUUUCAAAUGAUAAAAAAACAUUAAAAAAAAGAUAAUAAAAAACAAUUUUUAUUUACAUU
This is a messenger RNA of Dictyostelium purpureum, 704 nucleotides long. RefSeq lists its product as uncharacterized. Bases 177 to 680 code for a protein of 167 amino acids. NCBI's taxonomy places the organism in Eukaryota, Evosea, Eumycetozoa, Dictyosteliales, Dictyosteliaceae. The transcript has a single exon. The record is from RefSeq and is a predicted model, not a curated record.